CACAGAAUCCAAAGCAGGCUCCAGGCUCCGAGCUGUCAGCAUGGAGCCCCACGCAGGGCUUGAACUCACAAACUGAGAUCAUGACCUGAGCCCAAGUCGGAUGCUUAACUGACUGAGCCCCCCAGGCGCCCCAUACAAAUAUCUUCCUCUUACCACCACCCGUACCCCAGUAUUCCCUCAUUUACACUCUGACUGAGUCUGUAGACACCCCCUUGACAAGACAAAGCUUUUAUAAUCCCGCCCCCCCUCCCCCAAGCCUCCUCCCUGUCCUAAUUCUGUCCUUCCUCCAACUUUUCCCUCUCCAGCUCUACCCUUCCCCGCCCAGGCUGGCCCACAAUUCACGGUCACCCUCGUCUCUUCCCCGUGGACUACCUCCCGCCAUGUUCCCCUGAGCCCCCAAGGAGGGGGCUCAGGGGGCCCGAUGGCCUCCCGCCCCCCGUGGCCCCACAGCCCCCGUGGGCCAGGGGAAGUGCCUCGAAAGCCCCAGUGCCGAGGAUGGGCAACCGCACGUGGGAGGGCUGCCACGUGGACUCGCGCGUGGACCACCUCUUCCCGCCGUCCCUCUACAUCUUCGUCAUCGGGGUGGGCCUGCCCACCAACUGCCUGGCCCUGUGGGCGGCCUACCGCCAGGUGCGGCAGCGCAACGAGCUGGGCGUGUACCUGAUGAACCUGAGCAUCGCCGACCUGCUGUACAUCUGCACGCUGCCGCUGUGGGUCGACUACUUCCUGCACCACGACAACUGGAUCCACGGCCCCGGCUCCUGCAAGCUCUUCGGGUUCAUCUUCUACACCAACAUCUACAUCAGCAUCGCCUUCCUGUGCUGCAUCUCCGUGGACCGGUACCUGGCUGUGGCCCACCCGCUGCGGUUUGCCCGCCUGCGCCGCGUCAAGACGGCCGUGGCCGUGAGCUCUGUGGUCUGGGCCACGGAGCUGGGGGCCAACUCGGCACCCCUGUUCCACGACGAGCUCUUCCGUGACCGCUACAACCACACCUUCUGCUUUGAGAAGUUCCCCAUGGAGGGCUGGGUGGCCUGGAUGAACCUCUACCGGGUCUUUGUGGGCUUCCUCUUCCCGUGGGCGCUCAUGCUGCUGUCCUACCGCGGCAUCCUGCGGGCCGUGCGGGGCAGCGUGUCCACCGAGCGCCAGGAGAAGGCCAAGAUCAAGCGGCUGGCCCUCAGCCUCAUCGCCAUCGUGCUGGUCUGCUUCGCGCCCUACCACGUGCUCCUGCUCUCACGCAGCGCCGUCUACCUGGGCCGCCCGUGGGACUGUGGCUUCGAGGAGCGCGUCUUCUCAGCGUACCACAGCUCACUGGCCUUCACCAGCCUCAACUGCGUGGCCGACCCCAUCCUCUACUGCCUCGUCAACGAGGGGGCCCGCAGCGACGUGGCCAAGGCCCUGCACAAUCUGCUCCGCUUCCUGGCCAGUGACAAGCCGCAGGAGAUGGCCAACGCGUCGCUCACCCUGGAGACCCCGCUCACUUCCAAGAGGAACAGCAUGGCCAAGGCCAUGGCAGCUGGCUGGGCGGCAGCUCCACCCUCCCAGGCGGACCAGGUCCAGCUAAAGAUGCUGCCGCCAGCACAGUGAACCUCCGACUUGCGCACAACUCCCUCUCCCCGCUCCUCAAAUCGUAGCCCACAUUCCCUUCCCUCCUGGUCUGAUGUAUGCAAACCGUAUGCAAAUAAGGCUGCGUUAACAUUCGGGAGAGUGUAAGAAAAUAGGAAAACGGUGAGGUUGGUGGGUCACUGGUCCAUCAUCAUCCACCGUGACCUCCUUCAGUUUAUCUGUGCCUAGCACUGCGCUGGGUGGUACUCGUGACAUAGCGGUGACCAAGGACACCGCUGGCCCUUCUUCACUCGCCCACACUCCCAUGGGGGAGGCAGACCUGCCCCCAGACAGUGAUGAUCCUGACUGGGUGGGGGCUCAGACAGGGAGCCCAAAGGACAUCGGACCCAGUCUGUGAGUCAGGGAGGGCUUCCUGGAGGAGGGGACAAGGUAAAUGAAGUCAAAUGUUUGGUCUCCAGAAGGUAAAGACCAAAAGAGAAAAAAGGAUAUUUCCAACAAGGAGGUAGAAUUUUUGUGACUGAAGGAAACGGAAGAAGAAAUUCACUGAGUGCAGAGUGAACAUCUUUGCCCUUGGGAAGCCCCUGAUCAUAUAAGGGAGUGAGGGCACAAAGAACACGUGUGAGUUUCUAGAUAAACCGUGUUCUCCAAGUCAGGACUGAGGGCCAGGGAGACUUUCAGAACCUAAAGGAAGGGCAAUCGGGGCAGACUGGCUGGAGGAGUGGCGAGCAGGGCAAGCUUGGGAAGGGGCUCAGGACAAGAGAAGGGUAUUUAUUCAUUUGUUCAACAGAGAUUUAUUUAUAUCUACUCUCUGCCCAGCCCUGUGCUGGCUGGGGCUGGGAACACAAGGGUGACCAAAUCAGCCCAGGCCCCACCCUCACGGGGCUCACGGUAAACAAGUAAAUAAAAAUAAAUACAAUGUUUGGAACUGGUAAGUGUACUGGGGAAAAAUACAGCCGACUGAGGGGACGGAGAACUCUGAUCUAGAGAAGGAGGUCCGGGGAGGGCUCACCGGAAAGCGACAUUCGAGCUAAGACGUGCAGGUGUGGGGGUCAGCCGUGUGGCUGUCGGUGGGGAAGCGGACGGCACGCAGAGGGAACAGAGAAUGCAAAGCCAAGGAAUAGUGGUAUAGAUGGAGCAGGAGGCCUGCAGGGUGAGGGGAAUGGUCGCCGAUGGAUGAGACUGGCAAAGGACGGGC
Panthera uncia (snow leopard) is the source of this 2758-nucleotide messenger RNA. RefSeq names its product G protein-coupled receptor 4 (gene GPR4). Lineage: Eukaryota; Metazoa; Chordata; Mammalia; Carnivora; Felidae. Gene Ontology annotation, molecular function: G protein-coupled receptor activity. The record is from RefSeq and is a predicted model, not a curated record. The coding region runs from base 496 to 1584 and encodes 362 amino acids. The transcript has a single exon. Gene Ontology annotation, biological process: G protein-coupled receptor signaling pathway. Gene Ontology annotation, cellular component: membrane.